AGCAUGUUGUACGCGCAACUUGGAAUGAACGCGAAGCAUGUAAUGUUGUAAGGGACCAGCUGGCAGCGCAGCUGACUCACUGUUUUCCCCGGUUUUUUUCAUGGCAGCAGUGACCACCUCUGUCACAAAUGUCACCAGGGGCCUGCACAGCUCAUUAGGAAAACCCAACGGCCCUGCCAUUGAAACAAUCAACAGCCAGUCAAUCAUUGUCUGGUGCUGUCCCGUUCAUGUCACACACCAUUUAUACAACCACACGGUAGUAAAGUAAGCUGUAUUACCGGGAGCUCGUGAGGUGCAAGCACCGGUAGCUGGAGUUGUCGUCCCCGUGGCUUCUGCACUGAGCGCAGCCUGGUGAUGAAUUAGCCAGCGCCGACCCUGCUGCGGAUAAAGAUCAUUGCCCUUGGAGUGCGAACAGUCUUGCUCAAAAAUAGACAGUCUGGACAAGAGGACAAUCAACCCAGACCCUUCUUGCUCGUCUCAAAUUGGGACAUCGUUCUGAAUGUUGCAAGCCAUUGUUCUUGCAAUAAACAUCGCUCAAUAUCAUCUAUACAUCAGUUUAACAAAAGGAAACGUCACCAGAACCUGACCAAGAGCCUGCCAGGUGGACAACCAGCAGUCUGGGUUGGUGUUUCGUUUUGUUUCGAGAAGACAUCCGAGCUAUGGAAGUACUACGGAACUUGGCGGCAUGCGGCAGCCACAUGGCGGCCGUACGGAGGUUCUUUUGGACCGGUUGCUUUGCCCUGUCUGUCUUGUACAUUUUCCUACCGUCUGCGAUGUGCCAAGGUGGUACGUAUCCUUCGCAAGGGGCUUCCAGUGGUCAUCGCUAUCGGGCACGGGGAAGCAACUGGUGCGACUUCGUGGUGACACGGCAGGUGUCCUGCAUGAUUCGCAAUGGUACAGAGAUGUACGUCCAGCGAACCACGCCCGACUGGUGCAAGUAUCAGCUACACUCGCUCUACGGGUCAUUCGGCAGGAAAGAUUGUGACAAGACCUCAUAUAGGAUAAUGUUCCGUCCCAAGUAUUAUGUCGGUCUCCGUACCGUCGAGACAACAGAACGUAGAUGCUGCCCAGGAUUCAACGGACAGAACUGCGACAGAGUAUGCUUCAAUUGCACCCAAAUAGAUGAGUUACGCCAAAAGGUCGACAUGUUGUUAUCAGGAUCGCACUCAACACCGCUAGGCAACAGCCAAUUCGUCAACCACAUUCCCCCAGACAGCACCCAGCCAGUCACGGGCCACCCGGGUCCCGAGGGGCCUGCCGGACUAAGGGGGCCAAGGGGACCGUCCGGACCCCCUGGACCAAAGGGGGAUGUGGGAUUGCCCGGACAGAACGGGCAGCCAGGGGCAGCGGGUGAGCCGGGACCUCCUGGGCCGAGAGGACCGCAGGGGCCCCAAGGCCCGCCUGGUCCGGCCGCUCCAGGUAUUCAGGGAGCACCAGGUGAACCAGGCCCGCCAGGACCUGUGGGUUCUAAUGGUGAUAUGCAUGGGCUUAAUGUUUCAGCUGUGGAACUAGAGGCUCUGCUAGUGGAGAUAGCUGAGCUUAGAAGCCGGGUGUCAUUCUUAGAACAAGUAUUUAUUAUACAGUCAGGCGGUAUCCCUGAUCCCAGCAAUGAUGCUUCCAUGAACCCCCUCUUCCCUUCCAACCCCAGCACCGAGACCACGAUGACAGCCAACCCUCCCGGCUUCCCCACUGAGCUCCCCGACCGCGCUGGUAGGCCGGGCCUUCCGGACCUCAACACUGAGCUCCGAGUCCCCACGGAGCUACCAGCCGAUGUCGGUCCCGUGACGGAGGAGACUUCGGGUCAAGGCGAGACCCCCAAUGGCCUGAGUAUAUUCCCCGUGCUAGGAGACGGCAUCAGACUAGACAUAGAACCGAUGGCCGUGGGCGGGAUGAAGGAGUCGGAAAUUCAAAACGGACAGACGGACCAGCUCAAUGUUCCAUGAAAAAAGAUACAAAAAAGCAGGAAUCUGAACCACUUAGGCUUGUCUCCAGUGACAUAAUUGUGAUGGCUAAAGAUGCCAACAUGAUUAGGCC
Molecule: messenger RNA, 2034 nt
Organism: Patiria miniata (bat star)
Lineage: Eukaryota; Metazoa; Echinodermata; Asteroidea; Valvatida; Asterinidae
Product: collagen alpha-1(XXVI) chain-like
Exons: 8
Coding region: 660-1943 (427 amino acids)
Molecular function (GO): protein binding
Source: RefSeq, a predicted model, not a curated record